Molecule: messenger RNA, 759 nt
Organism: Teleopsis dalmanni
Lineage: Eukaryota; Metazoa; Arthropoda; Insecta; Diptera; Diopsidae
Product: lambda-crystallin homolog
Exons: 4
Coding region: 1-759 (252 amino acids)
Biological process (GO): fatty acid metabolic process
Molecular function (GO): oxidoreductase activity, acting on the CH-OH group of donors, NAD or NADP as acceptor; NAD+ binding
Source: RefSeq, a predicted model, not a curated record
AUGUUUGGAAUUAGAACGGCAUGCAUUUCGGGCACAACUGAUAUUAAAGAACUAGUGAAAGGUGCUAUGUUCAUACAGGAAUGCAUACCCGAACGUCUAGAUAUGAAACAAUCUCUAUAUAAACAGCUGGACACCAUUGUGGACAAUCAGACUAUACUUUCUAGCUCCACAAGCACAUUUCUACCUUCACUAUUCAGCAAAGAUUUAAAACACAAAGAGAAUAUACUGGUAUCACAUCCAGUAAAUCCACCCUACUAUGUACCUCUCGUUGAAAUUGUACCAGCUCCAUGGACAAAGCCCGAAGCAGUUAAAAAAACACGUGCACUAAUGGAAGAAAUCGGACAGAAACCAGUAACCUUAAGUCGUGAAAUAGAAGGUUUCGCAUUAAAUCGCAUACAAUAUGCAAUUUUAAAUGAAACUUGGCGUUUGGUGGAGGCAGGCAUUUUAGAUGUAAAAGACAUUGAUAGUGUUAUGUCCGAUGGCUUAGGAAUGCGUUACGCUUUCCUUGGUCCAUUAGAAACAGCACAUUUAAAUGCUGAAGGUAUGACCAACUAUUUCGAACGUUACUCAAAAACUAUUUACGCGGUUAGUGAAACAAUGGGUCCAACUCCAAAAAUGGAAGGUGCUACUGCCGUUGAAGUUGCCAAACAAUGUGAAGCCAUGGUUCCUUUGAAUAAAUUGAAUGAACGUCGUACUUAUCGUGAUAAUUGUCUUACACAGUUGAGCAUACUGAAAAGCAAACUGAACAAAAAUAAUUAA